Messenger RNA from Malassezia japonica, 1467 nucleotides. RefSeq names its product 2-methylcitrate dehydratase (gene PDH1). Gene Ontology annotation, cellular component: mitochondrion. The coding region runs from base 1 to 1467 and encodes 488 amino acids. The transcript has a single exon. NCBI's taxonomy places the organism in Eukaryota, Fungi, Basidiomycota, Malasseziomycetes, Malasseziales, Malasseziaceae. The record is from RefSeq and is a predicted model, not a curated record. Gene Ontology annotation, molecular function: 2 iron, 2 sulfur cluster binding; 2-methylcitrate dehydratase activity.
AUGGCUGUUGCUGCUGGUGUUGGCAAGGGUGAGGACAAUGUGCGUCCCCCCCCCGACCAGGUCGUCCAGGACAUUGCCGACUACGUCCACGACUACGACAUCACGUCCGAGACUGCGUACAACACCGCUCGCCUCUGUCUCCUGGACUCGAUUGGCUGUGGUAUCGAGGCGCUGCGCUUCCCUGCUGCCCGUGCCGUGUGCGGCCCGGUGGUCGAGGGUACGGUCGUGCCCAACGGUGCGAAGGUGCUCGGUACCGAGUACCAGCUGGACCCCAUCCGCGCCGCCUUCAACAACGGUGCGCUGAUCCGCUGGCUCGACUUCAACGACACUUGGCUCGCGGCCGAGUGGGGUCACCCCUCGGACAACCUCGGUGCGAUCCUUGCCGUGGCCGACUGGCUCGCGCGUACCAACGUCGCGAACGGCAAGGCCCCGCUCACCGUCAAGGACGUGCUGACGGCUGCCAUCAAGGCGCACGAGAUCCAGGGCAACAUUGCCAUUGAGAACUCGUUCAACCGUGUCGGUCUCGACCACGUCGUGCUCGUCAAGGUUGCGUCGACCGCCGUCGUGUCCAAGAUGCUUGGCCUGACCCGCGAGCAGACCGUCGAUGCGAUCUCGCAAGCGUUUGUCGAUGGCCAGUCGCUGCGUACCUACCGCCACGCCCCCAACGCCGGCUCGCGCAAGUCGUGGGCUGCCGGUGAUGCGUGCGCGCGUGCCGUGAACCUCGCUCUGCUUGUGCAGCGUGGCGAGGGCGGCUACAACUCGGUGCUCACGGCCAAGACCUGGGGCUUCUACGACGUGCUCUUCAAGGGCCAGCCGUUCAAGUUCCAGCGCCCCUACACCUCGUACGUGAUGGAGAAUGUGCUGUUCAAGCUCGCCCCCGCCGAGUUCCACGCGCAGACUGCCGUCGAAGCCGCUGUCCAGCUCCACCAGAAGCUCAAGGACCUCGGCAAGACCAGCGAUGACAUCAAGGAGGUCAAGAUCCGCACGCAGGAGGCUGCUGUGCGCAUCAUCAGCAAGCAGGGCAAGCUGAACAACUACGCCGACCGUGACCACUGCAUCCAAUACAUGGUCGCCGUUCCCCUGAUGAAGGGCAGCCUGAACCCCAGCGACUACACGGACGACUUCGCCGCUGACCCUCGCAUCGACGCGCUCCGCGAGAAGAUGGUCGUGGAGGAGGAGCCGCGCUACACGACCGAGUACCUCGAGCCCGAGAAGCGCUCGAUCGGUAACGCGGUCUCGCUCGUGCUCAACGACGGCACGGUGAUCGAUGAGAUCGCGAUCGAUUACCCCGUCGGCCACGCCCGCCGCCGCGAGGAGGCUGUCCCGCUGAUCGCGAGCAAGCUCACCAAGCACCUCCAGGGCUUCUUCUCGGAGGAGGAGCAAAAGAACCUGCUCUCGCUCCUCACCGACCACGAGCGCCUGGCCAAGAUGCCGGUCAACGAGUUUGUCGACCUGUGGACUAAGUAG